AUGCGUUUCUCACUUCAGAGUCUGUCCCUUUUCGCGCUCUCAUCCCAGGCAGGCCUCGCCCUCGCGGGACACUGCAAACCAUCGCCCACUACAACAGCCGCUGCAACCACCACCACCUCCAUCCCCGAAGGAACCCCCAUCAACGCCAUCCUCUCCGAUGGGAGCGUAGUAAACACCUAUCUCGACAAUGUCUACCUCAGCGAUCAAGGAGACACCCCCGCAACCUUCAUCCUCGAGCCAUCGACCGGUCGCCUCACCACGUACAUUAGUGGCACCAAACUUUACCUGCAAACCGUCAUCCCGCUUGGCCCUCAACUCUCGUUUCAGUUCGAUACCUAUCAGAAUAUUGUCAACAACCAGUACCGGUACUUUGUCAAGUGCGCGGUCGUCGCGGGCUUUCUGUCGUGCGAGUCUGAGAGUGGUCCGACGCCUAUUUAUUGGCACAUUGAGAGCAACAACAUUUUCUAUGGCAAUGAGAACACGCUCACUGGUGUUACUACUGCCCAGUUCAAAUUCCAGUAG
Fusarium musae is the source of this 522-nucleotide messenger RNA. RefSeq lists its product as uncharacterized. The coding region runs from base 1 to 522 and encodes 173 amino acids. The transcript has a single exon. NCBI's taxonomy places the organism in Eukaryota, Fungi, Ascomycota, Sordariomycetes, Hypocreales, Nectriaceae. The record is from RefSeq and is a predicted model, not a curated record.